AUGGACUUGAAGAAGAAACGCGUCGCGAUCAUCGGAGCCGGCCCGAGCGGGCUGACGGCGUGCAAGCACGCGCUGGGCAAGGGCUUCCGGCCGGUGGUCUUCGAGGCCGCUGACGCCGUCGGCGGCGUGUGGACGCGGACGCUGGCCUCCACGAGGCUGCAGACGCCGGCGGCCGCGUUCCGGUUCUCCGACUUCCCCUGGCCGGCGGACGUGAGCGACGACGAGUUCCCGCGCCACGACCAGGUGGCGGCGUACAUGGCCGCGUACGCGCGGCGGUUCGGCGUCCUCGGCUGCAUCAGGUUCGGCAGCAGGGUGCUCGGCGCCGAGUACGCCGGGGCGCCGGAGCAGGAGGUGGCGGCGUGGGAGCGGUGGUCGGGGAACGGCGAGGCGUUCGGCGACGGCACAGGCGAGUGGCACCUCACCGUGAAGCACGGCGAAUCGGAGGAGAUUCAGAAGCACGAGUUCGAUUUCCUGAUCCUCUGCGUUGGGAGGUACGGCGUCGCCAAGCACCCAAAAUUUCCACACGAAGCAGGUCCUGAAGUGUUCCACGGGCAAGUGCUCCACUCCAUGGACUACUCGCGCAUGCCGCACGCGGACGCCGACGAGCUGAUCAGAGGCAAGCGUGUCGUCGUGGUCGGCUCCGGCAAGUCAGGAGUGGAUAUCAUCGCCCAGGUCGCGCAAGUCAACGGUAGCAAGUACCCGUGUACCAUGGUGUACAGACAUGCCAACUGGGCGGUGGAUCCCAAUCUAACGUGGGCUGCUUUCUUCGAGAAGCUGAUGACCAGCCGGCUGGCUGAGCUGAUGGUUCGCAAGCCCGGAGAAGGGCUGGCCCUGAGCCUUCUCGCCACGGUACUCCCUCCCAUAAGGUGGCUGAUAGCCAUGGCGACCGAGGCGUACUACAAGGCGCUCAUGCCGAUGCGGGAGCACGGGAUGGUGCCGGACCACAGCUUCUCGGCGGCGAUGCUGGGCUGGCGGAUCAGCGUGCUUCCCGACAGGUUCUACGACAUGGUGGUCGACGGCGCCAUCGUGCUCAGGAGGUGCGAGUCCUUCGGCUUCCGCGCUGACGGCCUGGUUCUGGACGGCGCAGGCGGCGAGCGCGUCGACGCCGACGUGGUCAUCCUCGCCACCGGCUUCGACGCCGACCGGCUGCUCAGCGGCGUCUUCGUGUCGCCCCAGUUCCGCGAGAUCGUCGUCGGACGGCCUUCCGACACAAUGCUUCCUCUCUACAGGCACUGCUUGCACCCCCGGAUACCGCAGAUGGCUGUGGUCGGUUACGCGGAGAGCGCGGCGAGCAUCUACCCCUACGAGAUGAUGGCCAAGUGGGUGGCGCACCUGCUCGACGGCGCGGUGCGCCUGCCCGGGGUCGCGGCCAUGGAGCAGAGCGUGGCGGAGUGGGAGCGGUGGGGGCGGUGGGCCAGGCGGCAUAGCGGCGAUUUCUUCCUCAAGUCGUGCAUCGCCACUGUCACGACGUGGUACCACGACCAGCUGUGCCGGGACAUGGGGUACAGCCCCAGGAGGAAGAAGGGGGGAGGGCUCCUCGCCGACUGGCUGCAGCCGUACGGGCCCACCGACUACGCCGGCAUCCAGUGAAGAAGAGAUCUCGGGGUGAUCAUCGUCGGCGCUCGCCCGUGUGAUCUUAAUUUCUUCAAACACGCAUUCGGUGUUUAGCGCAAUAAAAUAUAAAGGUCAGUAUCAUCUUAUUGUUUUGCCUGUAUUAUGAAAUUAGACGCGAUAAUGCAGCGAGCAAUCACUGUAUUAAAUAACAAUCUCUUUUUACCUGUUCCUCUAAAAAAAAGAAAAAACUGGUUUUAUUA
This is a messenger RNA of Panicum hallii, 1814 nucleotides long. Its product is annotated as probable flavin-containing monooxygenase 1. Gene Ontology annotation, molecular function: N,N-dimethylaniline monooxygenase activity; flavin adenine dinucleotide binding; NADP binding. The transcript has 4 exons. Lineage: Eukaryota; Viridiplantae; Streptophyta; Magnoliopsida; Poales; Poaceae. The record is from RefSeq and is a predicted model, not a curated record. The coding region runs from base 1 to 1590 and encodes 529 amino acids.